Populus trichocarpa (black cottonwood) is the source of this 2306-nucleotide messenger RNA. Its product is annotated as putative MO25-like protein At5g47540. Gene Ontology annotation, molecular function: protein serine/threonine kinase activator activity. The record is from RefSeq and is a predicted model, not a curated record. The transcript is spliced from 11 exons. NCBI's taxonomy places the organism in Eukaryota, Viridiplantae, Streptophyta, Magnoliopsida, Malpighiales, Salicaceae. Bases 16 to 1296 code for a protein of 426 amino acids. Gene Ontology annotation, biological process: intracellular signal transduction.
CCUUCAUGUCAUGUCAUGGAGUGCCAAGAAUCGGAGUAUAACAACCAAAGAAAGCAAAGCCAAGGCCAAAGAAAACGGUUUCAUUUAUAUUUUUAUCUGUCAUUUACUAUCAUCAUCCCAUUUUCUUCUCCUCUUAUUCCGCUACUAAAACCCUCGUCGUCGUCGUCGUCGUCGUCUUCUUCUUCUUUGCACCAAAUCCUCAGCAGAAGAUUUCCUGCUCGUGCAUGUGUCCAAGAUAUGAAAGGACUCUUCAAGCCAAAACCCCGGACUCCCAUGGAGCUUGUGCUACAAACACGUGAUCUUCUCAUCUUUCUUGACCAGAAUACCGAAACUCGAGAACGCAAGCGCGAGGAAAAGAUGUCUGAGCUGAGCAAACAGAUUCUGGAGAUGAGGAUAGUUUUAUUUGGGAAUGGACAAGCAGAGCCGAAUCCUGAUGCAUGUGCGCAUUUGGCUCGGGAGUUCUUUAAGCAUGAUACGUUCCGCCUUCUCGUUGUUUGUCUUCCAAAACUCGACUUGGGGGCACGUCAAAAUGCUACUCAUGUUCUAGCAAUUUUGCAGAGGCAACGAGUUGGUGGGCGGUUGAUUGCUUCCGAGUAUCUGGAAAAUAAUUUAGACCUUAUGGAUGUUUUGCUCCCUGGUUAUGAAGAUGGUGACAUUGCUCUAACUUAUGGUGCAAUUUCGAGGGAGUGCAUUCGUCAUCAGAUUGUGGCUAGGUACGUAUUGGGAUCAGAGUACAUGAAGAAAUUUUUUACCUACAUACAAAUUCCAAAUUUUGACAUAGCAUCAGAUGCUCAGUCAACUUUUAAAGAGCUCCUGACAAGGCAUAGAUCAACUGUUGCAGAAUUUCUUUCUGCAAAUUAUGACUGGUUUUUCCAAGGAUACAAUUCACAAUUGCUACAAUCUCCCAGUUACAUAACCAGAAGGCAUGCUGUCAAGCUGUUGGGAGACAUGUUACUUGACCGCUCAAAUUCUGCUGUGAUGGUUCGGUAUGUGAGUUCAUUGGAGAACAUGAGGAUCUUGAUGAACCUUUUCAGGGAUUCAAAUAAGACAAUACAACUGGACACGUUUCAUGUGUUCAAGUUAUUUGUAGCAAAUCAAAAAAAGCCUCCUGAGAUCAUCAGUGUACUUGUUACAAAUAGAAGCAAGCUUCUUAGGUUUCUAGGCGACUUCAGCAUUGAUAGAGAGGACGAACAAUUUGAAGCUGACAAAGCUCAAGUCAUCAAAGAGAUUGCCACUCUAGAAAUCAUCGGUGAGCGCUCAUGCACAGAUGCAGAUGAUUGUGAGGUUGAGUCUUAAAUUGUCGUUAAAUUUACAACAUUUUUGCAUUUGGGAAACUGUUUAGGAUCUAGUUUAUCCAUGGUCUUUGUUACUUCUGCUAGAACUUGUACAAGAGUGUUCCUAUUUUAUUAUAUGUUGGUUCUGUUUAGAUAUAAAUGUCUUUGAAGCACCUAUGCCUUUAGUCAAACUGCAUUUCAGGUGCUACUAAUUGUUUCUUCCCCUCGUUGAAUACCGUAAAAUCUUAUCAACCAUGAAAAUCUCACCUCUUCAGAAAUCAAUGAUUGCUCAUGCACAGAUGCUUGUGGAGAUAUUGCUCAUAGAAAAUCCCAUCUUCCUAUGACUUAAAAGAGUAGUCUUCCGAAACAGUUUUCAUGAUAUUUUUGAAUAACCGCAUAGUAGGGGUGAGCAAAAAAACCGAUAAACCAAUUAAACCAAGAAAACUGAAAAAAAAAAUAACCGAAAAAACCGAACCGAAAAAAAAACCGAAUUAACCAAUUAAAAAAUCACAAAAAAAAUUCCGGUUCGGUUCGGUUUCGGUUUCCAAAGUCUGAAACCGAUUGAACCGAACCUAAUCGAACCGGUUCACCAGACCAGCACUUAAAAAAAAAAAACAACUAUAAAUAGGAUGAUUUUUCUAACCCUAAGCCAACUUUGCUCUUUGCAUUCCCUAAACAAAAAAGUAGCCGCCCCUCCCCCCUUCUCUAUGCAUCUCUCCCUUCCCCUUCCCUUUCUCUCUGCAUAUCUCCCCUCCUUUUUUCUUUGCAUCUCUCCUUUUUGAUUGGAGAAGGAGACUGAGUUGGUGCAACAGAGUUGGAUCGGUCGCCAUUGAGAGCGAGUUUAGGGUUUUUUCUUUACAGGUGUGUGGUGGCGGCUCCAAAACGAAGUGGUGGGAAGAUUAGAGAGUAAAAAAAGGGGAUUUUUUUAACUAGCGUGUAAGGGUUUGGCCCUUCCUCUUUGAUUUGUUUCCUCUUGUUCAAAUAAUAAUGUUUUGAUGGUUUUACAUUUUAAUAACAGAUAUCUUUUGAUCU